Molecule: messenger RNA, 7454 nt
Organism: Carassius gibelio (silver crucian carp)
Lineage: Eukaryota; Metazoa; Chordata; Actinopteri; Cypriniformes; Cyprinidae
Gene: npas1
Product: neuronal PAS domain protein 1
Exons: 12
Coding region: 1434-3746 (770 amino acids)
Biological process (GO): regulation of transcription by RNA polymerase II
Molecular function (GO): protein dimerization activity; RNA polymerase II transcription regulatory region sequence-specific DNA binding; DNA-binding transcription factor activity, RNA polymerase II-specific
Source: RefSeq, a predicted model, not a curated record
GGUCUUCUAAUAGUCUGGACCAUCCCCCUGUCCUUUAUUUCUCUCUUUCUCCCAUUAUCUCUUUAUGUCCUGCUCCCUGACAACAGCAAAAGUAAGAGCUCCCUUACUAAUUUUCCACGCACUUCUUUGUUUUCUCAAUAUCCCAUCACUUUUGACAUUUUACAGCCGUAGGCAUUCUUUUCUCCUCCUUCCAGAGCGCUUACGCCAAUUUUUGGCUUGACAUAAUCUGAAAUGGUGCUUAAGUGAAUUUAUGUUGUGCCCAGUGCAUUAACUUCUGCUGUUUUUGCCUUUAUGUUACGGAGAGCUUUUGUGCGAGCGCACCGAGGGAAAAAAGAGAGAGGGAAUGAGAAUUUGAAACCCAGACCACGGACUAGACAGCCUAUCAGUAUUCAGCUGAGAAAGUGAGUGAUGGAGAGAGAGAGAAACGGAGGAAAGAAAGGAGGAGGGGGUGAUGUAUCAAUAUUCUGAGUAGUGUUUGAGGGCAAGAAGAACGAUCCGGGGAAGGGUGAAAGAGGGGCGCGGGUGCAAGAAACAGUCCGAGCGGGUUUAUUCGCUCAGUGUUUGUUAGCGUGAGUCCAUUGGGGCGAGAUGAUAUUGGUAGAGGACGGAGACUCAAGUAUGUGUUUGUCUGAGAGAAGUGUUGUUCAAGUCGAAUGUGACGGAAUCGUAGCCGAACGCUAGCCAUAACUCCACUCUCCCUCGCUCUCUUUUACUCUGUGUGCUAAUCAGCAUUUGAAAGGCAGCUUUGACAGUGAGAAAGAAAAGUGAGGGCAGUGGGGAGGAGGGAGUGUAAACGAGAAAGAAACGAGAGAGAGAGAGAGAGAGAGAGAGAGGUAGGGGCCGUACAAGCAUUUCUUUUAUAUUUACUAGCGAUUGAGGAGAGAGAGAGAGGGAGCGGGUGAAGAGACGACCGGUGCGUGCAGCUUUCCCAAGAGGAAAUGAAAAGAAAAGAAGCUCAACGAGGAAAGAGAGACAGCCAAAGCCAGGAGCACGCCAGAGGAGGAAACAGACUCGCAUCCUCUAACUCCAGUCACAUCUGAGACGAUCCCGCUUGGAAAGUGAAGGAGGAGAGAGGGGGAGAGCGUGGUCACAGCCGCUGAGCGUCCACACACACACACACUCUUGCGGCAGCGGACCACUGUGUGUUCGCCUGCUCUUUUGUGCCGGCAGCUGGGAUAGUUCUUGGCCCCGUCUGACCCCCUUGUCACCCCCUGUGUGAGUGUGUGUGUGUGUGUGGGAGCGCGAGGGGACCAGGAACGUGGACUGAGCGGAGGGGAGGGUCACCGGUUCGGGUGUCUGGACGGAGGAGGAGAGAAACAUCUGCCACCAAAACAGCUGGACAUGCACAUCAGCUCUUCUGUUGGGGGUCUCGGACUGACAUAGCCUCAGCCAAUCACAGCCUGAGUUAGAGGUGGCGGCCCGUAGGGGGCGUGAUGGCGGCCAUGCCGUUCGUCAGCGAGGGCAAGUGUGUGAGCGUGGAGUGGGACUUCCUACAGGGGCUGCUCGCCAAACCACCCACCUUACCCUGCUUGCAGAACUUGAGGAAGGAGAAGUCUCGCAAUGCAGCUCGUUCUCGACGGGGUAAGGAGAACUUUGAGUUCUUCGAACUGGCGAAAAUGCUUCCCCUCCCCGGGGCAAUAACCAGCCAGCUGGACAAGGCCUCCAUCAUCCGCCUCACCAUCAGUUACCUGCACAUGAGACACUUUGCCAGCCAGGGAGACCCACCCUGGAGCCCUCUACUGGAGGGGGAGAACAACUGCAACAAGGUGCGAAGAACAAGCCAUUCGUUGGUGACUGACAUAUUUGAACAGCACCUGGGAGCUCAUCUUCUACAGUCUCUGGAUGGAUUUGUGUUCGUGGUCAGUCAGGAAGGACGAUUUCUUUAUAUCUCAGAGACUGUUUCCAUCUACCUUGGCCUUUCACAGGUUGAGUUGACUGGCAGUAGUGUGUUCGAUUACAUCCACCCUGCGGAUCAUGUUGAGAUGGCAGAGCGUCUUGGCAUUAGGCCACACCUCCGAGCAGAGGCAGGCUGUCAAACAUCCCAUGAGAGCGCUUCAAGCUCCGCCUCCACAUCCUCGCUGGCCGGCACUCCAGAACCAGCACCAUCUAGUCCCUGUUCUCCAGGAGGUGAGUUAUCAGAACGUGGAUUCUUCAUCAGGAUGAAAUCCACCCUCACCAAGCGUGGCCUCCACGUUAAGUCCUCGGGCUAUAAAGUGAUUCAUGUGACAGGUCGGAUUCGGUGUCGGCCAGCCCUGGUGCCAGGCUCCUCCCGCCCCUUGCAUCGACCAAUGGGAUUGGUUGCUCUGGCUCACACGCUUCCACCCUCCACACUCAAUGAGGUGCGCAUGGAAAGUCAAAUGUUUGUCUUCAGAGUCAACAUGGACCUGCAGGUCACCUACUGUGAGAACAGGAUUUCAGAUUAUAUGGAUCUGAGCCCAACUGAGGUGGUGGGACGCACCUGCUACCAUUUCAUCCAUGCAGAAGACCUGGACACCAUCAGGCAGAGCCAUGAAGACUUGCUGCGGAAAGGGCAGGUUGUGACGGGGUAUUAUCGCUGGUUGCAAAGGAGAGGAGGGUAUCUGUGGAUCCAGUCCUGUGCCACCGUGUCCAUUAACCACAAAGCGCCCCAUGAGCGUAACGUUAUCUGGGUCAACUAUGUGCUCAGUCGACCAGAGCUGGCAGACAUGCCUUUGGACUUAUUACAACUCCCAGAAAGCCUGAGGGCAGAGAGGCUUCAAGCAAGCUCCUCCCCACGUGACACCUCUCCAAAGGCACAAGGCUCCGCAGGGACACAGCCAUUGAAAGGCAGGACCGAGACAGACCACAAAGGGAAGGAAGCCUUCUCAAACACUGCUGCCAGUCGACCAGAGAACACCAGAAAGAGAUCGCACCAGUCUAAUGCUGAAAGCGGUCCUCCUGAGGUGAGGAGGCGGAUGGAGGUUUUUCGGCAGAGAGAGGAAAGCCCAUGUACCUCCUCGGACCAAGCCAGUGACAGUGAGGUGGAAGAGGACGAUGAGAGGGAGAGCGAGUGGGACCACAACCCCUCCAGAAAACGGGUGAAGAGCGAAGAGGGGCAGUUGAAGCAAGGCAACGGGGCCAAUGGAGCAAGUAAGAUCCACAACGGUCGUGCAGUGAUCCAGCAUCUUAAGAGUGUGGUGACCAGUUCCGGGUCGAAUAUUAAGACUGAACAAGAAGUAAUGGGAACAAGUGUAGGUGCAGGUUCUGGAAGGCGUUGGAGCCAAGCUCAACCCAGCAGUGGAGGGACCAAUGGCAGCAGUCCACCUUCCCAACCUCAAAACUCGACCUCGACAGAAGCUCCAUCCAAGGGCCUGUUCAACCCACCCUCCCCGACCCUGUCGCCAUCCAUUCUGGCCUCAUCCCUGCCCAGAGAUGAUCGGUCCAUGCACGGAGGGCGUGCUCCGGACUUCGAACUGCUGCAGAGACUCACUGCUAGUGGGGCUGCAGGACGUGUGCUGUUUCAUCCCCUGGCUAUAGGCCCACAGGGGCCUCAGAGUCUCUAUGCUCCCAGCACUAUUCGCUACGCCCCACCUGAGAUGCCUACAGCUCACGCUGAAGGGCACCGCUCAGACCAUGUGGCCAAAACUCCUACUUUCUUUCCCCACUUGCAAAGGAUCGCCUCUCUGCCUCCCUUCAGUGGAUUUUCUCCAGCUGAACCCACUUUUCCUCCAACUCUGCCCUUCUGUAUGAAUGGACUGAGGGGAAUGGCAGGGACAGAUGAGGAUUGAAGGACAAAGAUAGAAAAAAAUUUAAAGGGUAGGCAGAACAGGUCAUAAAGGACAGGGCACAACGUUGAGAGAGGAACUGCAGAAGAACUUUGUGUUUUUAAAACAGUCUUCCGAGUAUCCUCUCCAGACUUUUCUCUGUUAAUUUGUUAGUGUGUCUUCCUCUCUCUCUGGACAAGCAGUCAAAGCCAUAACGAACAUAUGAAGGACAUCAUGCAACUUACACGAAGGGGCCAUCAUUGAGGCCUAAACCACUGGAAAUUCAGGGAGGUCAUGAGGAAGGAGAGCCGAGGAAAUUGUUCUGGGGUUGCAUACAUAGGUCCUCUUUGACCCCUAGGGAAAUGGGCCCACCUAUACAUUUUUCCAAGUCCCCAUAAUUUAAGAAAACACACAGGAAUAUGCAAGCAUGGACAAAAGUAGAAUGGCGGCAAUUGCCAAAUAAGACAUUCCUAAGGAAACAAUACAUAAGAAAGCACACAGGUCCCUGACUGACAGAGGGGUCAUAAUGAAAAUAAAGAUUAGAACUUUUGAACAGUGUAGAAUUUUCAUUUUUGUAUAAAAAGAAUUGUCUUUAAACAUCUAAAAAUCACUUGAAAAAUGAUUAAUUCAAGGUCAUAGCCAUAUAGAUAACGCUGAGUUAAGUGGCUCCAUACAUGCAAAUGCUUCAAAAGACCCCCCCCCCCCCCACAAGACAUGAGCAAAUAUCACAGACUAAUCUUCCUAUAAGAAAUGUGGGGGUUUUGGGGGUGGUUAAGUGUGUCUAUUUGUCAUGUAUCAUGUCCAAGCACUUAUAGUAUAUUGUUGCAUACAUGUAGCACUUCAUCCAUGGCCAGACAUUUUAGUUCUUCUACUGUAAAAACCACAAGAAUUAAGUUUACAAUAGUUGUGCCAGAAAUGUGCAGAUGAUAUCACAAACUAAAGUGUGAAGAAUGUUGUCUGUUAUAUAAAGGUGUAAUGUUUUAUUUUAAAAUAAAUUGUCCACUGGAUAUCACAAACCUUGUCAUAAACAUGUCCAGGUACUAUUUCACUUACAAAUUCUGUAUUUUGCUCAUUUAUAUUCAUUUUUUAUGACAUUAUUGAAUUCAGUUCAUUUACUAUACAGGUGCAUCUCAAUGAAUUAGAAUGUCAUGGAAAAUUUCAUUUAUUUCAGUAAUUCAAAUCAAAUUGUGAAACUUGUGUAUUAAAUAAAUUCAAUGCACACAGACUGAAGUGGUUUAAGUCUUUGGUUCUUUUAAUUGUGAUUAUUUUGGCUCACAUUUAACAAAAACCCACAUAAUCUCAACAAAUUAGAAUACUUCAUUAGACCAAUAUAUAUACAAAUUUUUUAGUGAAUAGUUGGCCUUCUGGAAAGUAUGUUCAUUAACCCUUCAUGAACUCAAUAUUUGGUAGGGGCUCCUUUUGCUUUAAUUACUGCCCCAAUUCAACGUAGCAUGAGGUGAUCAGUUUGUGGCACUGCUGAGGUGGUCUGGAAGCCCAGGUUUCUUUGACAGUGGCCUUCAUCUCAUCUGCAUUUUUUGGUCUCUUGUUUCUCAUUUUCCUCUUGACAAUAGCCCACAGAUUCUCCAUGGGGUUCAGUUCUGGUGAGUUUGCUGUCAGUCAAGCACACCAACACUAUGGUCAUUUAACCAACUUUUGGUGCUUUUGGCAGUGUGGGCAGGUGCCAAAUCCUGCUGGAAAAUGAAAUCAGCAUCUUCAAAAAGCUGGUCAGCAGAAGGAAGUAUGAAGUGUUCAAAAAAAAAACAAUGGACCAACACCAGCAGAUGACUUUGCACCCCAAAUCAUCACAGACUGUGGAAACUUAUCACUGAACUUCAAGAGACUAGGGCUAUGAACAAGUUCUUUCAGACUCUAGGAACUUGGUUUCCAAAUAAAAAACAAAACUUGCUCUCAUCUGAAAAGAGGACUGUGGACCACUGGGCAACAGUCCAGUUCUUCUUCUCCUUAGCCCAGGUAAGACAACUCUGACGUUGUCUGUGGUUCAGGAGUGGCUUAACAAGAGGGAUAUGACAACUGUAGCCAAAUUCCUUGACCAUGAUGCCUUGACCCCAGCCUCAGUCCAUUCCUUGGGAAGUUAAUUCAAAUUCUUGAAUCGAUUUUGCUUGACGAUCCUCAUAAGGCUGCGGUUCCCUUGGUUUUUGUGCAUCUUUUCUUCCACACUUUUUCCUUACACUCAACUCUCUGUUAACAUGCCUGGAUACAGCACUCUGUGAACAGCCAGCUUCUUUGGCAAUGAAUGUUUGUGGCUCAAUGUGAAGGGUGUCAAUGAUUGUCUUCUGGACAACUGUCAGUUCAGCAGUCUUCCCCAUGGUUUUGUAGCCUAGUGAACCAAACUGAGAGACCAUUUUGAAGGCUCAUGAAACCUUUGCAGGUGUUUUGAGUUGAUUAGCUGAUUGGCAUGUCACCAUAUUCUAAUUUGUUGAGAUUGUGAAUUGUUGGGUUUUUGUUAAAUGUCUGUGCGCAUUGAAUUGAUUUAAUACACAGGUUACACAAUUUGAGUUGAAUUACUGAAAUAAAUGAACUUUUCCAAGGGAUUCUAAUUUAUUGAGAUGCACUUGUAAAUUCUCAUUACUGUAAUGCAGAAAGUACUUGCAUUUGGAGAAAAAAAGUGUAAGACAAGUACAGACAUUACUCCUUGAGAAUUUGGGGGAGAUUGUGCACAAAUUUCAUUAAAAUAAAACAAAAAAAAUCUUAAUUGUUCCAAAAAUAUAACUUUUUGUGGAUUUUGAAGUAAAAUUUUACCUGUGACAAUGAGAUUCACACCACUAUUUAAAGCUAAGGCACACUUUUCCAGAACCUAGUGAGCUGCUUAGCAUUGUAAGGCAUUUUCCAUGCUCCUGAUGUAAGACAGUAAAAUAGUAAAUAUUAAAAUGAGAUACCUCCUUUUUGCAAGAUUCUAAGGUAUCGUUUGAAUGUAAAUCCCAGAAUGCAUUGCAGCAGUGUUUACAAUAUAUUCUUUGUGCUUAAAGUAUUUUUUAGCUUAGAAAUACGCUAAUGUAAAAUUAUUGGAAUCAAAUAGUUUUUAUUUGUGUAUUUUUUGUCUGUAGACAUAGAAAGCAGCUCACUAGAUUUUGGAGUCAGGAUGUAGAACAAUAAGGUCUAUGUUCUUUAAAGAUGUAAAAAAUUAAUAAAUAAACAAACAACGGUAUGGGUACCUUUCAUGAGGAUGCAUAGAUGAAAAAGAAAUUCAAUCCCUUUGUAGUCAUUAAAAUAGUUUUAUGAACAACAAUAUGGAUAUUGUAAGUGGACCACGAAAACUAUUAAGUCCUGAUAACUGAUGAAACCAAGCUAAAGAUAACAAUGUGGUUUAAGCAGGAACUAAUUACAGAAGGACAGAUACAAGAUUCACCAUGUGAACAUUUUCUAGGCUUUUUGUUGUUGUUGUUGUUGUUUUUUGUGUGUGUAUGCAGGUUUUUCUGCCCAUGCAGUAUUACCAGAUAUGAUGGUUUUCAGUAGCACUAAACGAUAUGAGAUGUUUUUUUAUUUGUAUUUGUGAUUGAGGGUGAAUGUGUAAAUAGUUGAGAGAAUCAGUCCUGAAAAAUCAGCACGAGUUGGUGUUCCCUUAACCUUUACCAUCACUGUGACUUCUAACUUCUUUAUGAUGAGAUGUUUGUGAAAAUACAGCACCGUGAGCAUUAAAUGAAAACGAUACACUGUAAAAACAAUUAUUAUGAUAAUCCAAACAACAAUAAUAAACUCUAUUCCAAAAACCGA